GUGCGUACUACAAAACAGGGGGUAGUGGUAUAUCGCUGUACGGCAUGCAGGAAGAAACGCAGCACCAUCACUAUAGCAGUUCAGAAUCAAUGUGAGUUCAUCGGAGACCCUGUUGAACUUCCUCAUAUUUGCACUCCACUGAAUAAUGCGCAGGACAAGGUGACACGAAUGGUAUACCAGUCAUGUCGAGCAAUUGCAAAAGAGCCACAACUUGCAGAAGCAAAACCUAAUGAGUUGUGGAAGAGUAUAGCUCAGUUCAUCGACGAGAAUGCCCCUGAAGAUGAAGCUCAACGAAACGAGAUGUUGAAGCACUUUUACAGAAACGGGUAUAAGUCUAGAAGGAAAACAAUUGCAAGAGCAGCAGCAAGGCUCCACCGUGCCGUUGAAGGGAAAGUGGAAGAACGAGUGAACGAAAUGGAAAAUUCAGUAAAGAAGGAA
Messenger RNA from Cooperia oncophora, 438 nucleotides. The record is from the annotation of a GenBank genome assembly. Lineage: Eukaryota; Metazoa; Nematoda; Chromadorea; Rhabditida; Trichostrongylidae.